UGAUAUUAUAGCUCAAGCAAUUAUACAUUUAAUAGAUUGAAUCUGUUGUUAGAAUUGUCUAAGGAGGACUGUUAAUUUUUUUGAAAGACUGAAAAAGCAGUUCGUUAAGAUAAAUCACUGAGAUUUUUAAUUGAAUCAACAUUAAAUAUAUACUAUAAGCAAAUAGAAUAAACAUGCCACCAAAAGCUGAUUGGGACAAGUAUGUUGCUCCAAGUGAAGAAGAUGAUCAACAAGAUAAAAUCACACCUUUGAGUGAUAAUGAUAUCCAAGUUUUGAAAACAUACGGGGCAGCACCAUAUGCUAUACCAUUGAAAAGUAUUGAAAAAGAUUUAAAGGAUAUUGAAGAAAGAAUAAAAGAUAAAAUAGGUGUUCAAGAAAGUGAUACUGGUUUAGCAGCUCCACAUUUAUGGGAUAUAAAUGGUGAUAAAAUAAGAAUGAGUGAAGAACACCCAUUGCAAGUUGCAAGAUGUACUAAAAUCAUUGAAGCUAGCAAUCCUCAACCACAACCAGGUUUACUCCAAAAUGCUGAUAACAAGUCCAAAUAUGUCAUUAAUAUAAAACAAAUUGCCAAAUUUGUGGUUGGAUUGGGAGAACGUGUGUCGCCAACCGAUAUCGAAGAAGGAAUGAGAGUUGGUGUUGAUAGACAAAAGUAUGAAAUUCAAUUACCAUUACCACCAAGAAUUGAUCCAUCAGUUACCAUGAUGACUGUUGAAGAAAAACCAGAUGUUACUUAUAGUGAUGUUGGUGGAUGCAAAGACCAAAUUGAAAAAUUAAGAGAAGUUGUUGAAUUGCCAUUACUAUCACCAGAAAGAUUUGUUAAAUUAGGUAUUGAUCCACCAAAGGGUAUUUUGUUAUACGGACCUCCAGGUACUGGUAAGACAUUAUGUGCCAGGGCUGUUGCCAAUAGAACUGAUGCUACUUUUAUUAGAGUCAUUGGUUCUGAAUUGGUUCAAAAAUAUGUUGGUGAAGGUGCUAGAAUGGUUAGAGAAUUAUUCGAAAUGGCUCGUACCAAAAAAGCUUGUAUUAUAUUCUUUGAUGAAGUUGAUGCUAUUGGUGGAGCUAGAUUUGAUGAUGGUGCUGGUGGUGAUAAUGAAGUCCAAAGAACUAUGUUGGAAUUGAUUACUCAAUUAGAUGGGUUUGAUCCAAGAGGUAAUAUUAAGGUCAUGUUUGCUACUAAUAGACCUAAUACAUUAGAUCCUGCUUUAUUAAGACCAGGUAGAAUUGAUCGUAAAGUUGAAUUCUCUUUACCUGAUUUAGAAGGACGUGCUAAUAUUUUCAGAAUUCAUUCAAAAACUAUGAGUUGUGAAAAGGGUAUCAGAUGGGAAUUAAUCUCAAGAUUAUGUCCUAAUGCUACUGGUGCUGAAUUAAGAUCCGUUUGUACUGAAGCAGGUAUGUUUGCCAUUCGUGCAAGAAGAAAGGUUGCUAAUGAAAAAGAUUUCCUUAAAGCAGUUGAUAAGGUUAUCAAGGGUAACUUGAAAUUUAGUUCUACUUCAGAAUAUAUGCAAUAUAAUUAAUGCAAGUUAUACGUUAGUUCAUGUCGUCAUUCUAAGGUAUAUUUACCUCAGCUUUUUCUCUACUCCCUUUUUUUUAUAGUCUUACACUUUAAU
This is a messenger RNA of Hyphopichia burtonii NRRL Y-1933, 1607 nucleotides long. RefSeq names its product proteasome regulatory particle base subunit (gene RPT1). Lineage: Eukaryota; Fungi; Ascomycota; Pichiomycetes; Serinales; Debaryomycetaceae. Gene Ontology annotation, cellular component: proteasome regulatory particle, base subcomplex. The coding region runs from base 174 to 1514 and encodes 446 amino acids. Gene Ontology annotation, biological process: proteasome-mediated ubiquitin-dependent protein catabolic process. Gene Ontology annotation, molecular function: ATP binding; proteasome-activating activity; ATP hydrolysis activity. The transcript has a single exon. The record is from RefSeq and is a predicted model, not a curated record.